CCACGUGACCCACCGCGGCGCGCCCGGCAGCCCAGAAAUAGCAGCGGCGGAUCCGCCCGCGGGCUGCGCAGGGGGGAAGGCGGGGACCGGAGGACGCCGGCUGGCGGGGCGCGGCGCGGCCCCGGACGAUGCUGAGCUCCUGCCCGGCCCGGCCCAGAGCUCAUGAUGGCCAUCCGGGAGCUCAAAGUGUGUCUCCUCGGGGAUACUGGCGUCGGGAAAUCCAGCAUCGUGUGUCGAUUUGUCCAGGAUCACUUUGACCACAACAUCAGCCCAACCAUCGGAGCAUCCUUUAUGACCAAAACUGUGCCUUGUGGAAAUGAACUUCAUAAGUUCCUCAUCUGGGACACUGCUGGUCAGGAACGGUUCCACUCGCUGGCUCCCAUGUACUAUCGAGGCUCUGCGGCGGCUGUCAUAGUGUACGACAUCACCAAACAGGAUUCAUUUCACACCUUGAAGAAAUGGGUGAAAGAGCUGAAAGAACACGGCCCAGAAAACAUUGUAAUGGCUAUUGCUGGAAACAAGUGUGACCUCUCAGAUAUUAGGGAGGUUCCCUUGAAGGAUGCUAAGGAGUAUGCAGAAUCCAUCGGCGCUGUCGUGGUUGAAACAAGUGCAAAAAACGCCAUUAACAUCGAAGAGCUCUUUCAAGGAAUUAGCCGCCAGAUCCCACCCUUGGACCCCCAUGAAAAUGGAAAAAAUGGAACAAUCCAUGUGACACAGUCACACCUGCAGGGCGGCCGGCGGUGCUGCUGACCCGGGGUCCACUGCACUUGAAGAGGCCAUGGCCUACCUCCUGUGCCCUUGCAGGACCUCCCCGCUGCUGGCAGCCUGGCCCCUGGCUCAGAGGGACCUGCACGCGGCUGGGCAACCUGGAAGGCCUGCAGGGAACAGGCAGGGGUGUCUCUGGAAAAGGAUUAUAGAAAACUCUGGGAAAACCUACCACACCGCCACAAGGCCUUUGGGGCCUGAAAUGCAUUUGGAGGGAACGGCUAUUAGGUAUUAAGUAGAGUUUUUUUGUUAAAAACCGUAAAAUGUUCUUACAUUUGUGCAAAAGUCUUACUGACUUAUAUAUAUGUGAGAUUCUAAAACAUUCUUCCACUCUGAUUUCCUAUGUUUCUAACCAAAUUUCAAGAACCUCUUCAGCGCAUUGCCUUAGUACCUAAGCAACCUUCACGGAAAGUUAAUUGACCGAUCGGUGGAGGGCGGUUGGAUGAUGGGCUGCAGACCUGGGCUGUUGUGAAAGAGGGGACCCAUGUAUUAGGAGCUAUUGUCUACAUCUCUGACCUUUACUUGGGGAACAUUCCUUUAAGUUUUGGCCAUAUAUGCAAACCAACCAAAUCUGACUAAAAUAUUUCAUGUCAUUCUGGGAUUUAGUCCUGUUUUGGAUGUCCUUGGAGUGGCUCCUGUGUGAGCAGUGGCAGGUGGGGGACAUAAAUAUUAUUCCGAGAACCAUCUGAUUCACACCCCCUCCUCAGUAACAAGCUCCUACUCUCUUAGGACGUUUCACACACAGAGUAUUAUUUUACUAAGGGAGCAUGUCCUGGUGUCAUUUCUAGGGAAACACAUGUCCUAGAGGAUGUUUAAUCUAAAAAUUGUAGGGCAAACUUCUAAUAAUAUCAAUUAAUAAUAGGUUACAGGAAAGCAAGCCAGAAGGAGUACCAGCACUGUAAGAUUCUAGGAUGCCCCCCUACCCCCACCCCACUCCUGCAAACUGCAAAAUCAGAGAAAGUGUUUUAGAAGAUGCCAAGCGUGGGGAGGUGGGUACCAAGGUUGACCAGAGGUCUAGCCUUGGAAACCUGCCUUUUCAGAUUCCCUGUCUGCUAAGUUAAUUCAAGAUGUCUGGAUCCAGUGGAAGGAAAAGUAAAGGAAGAAAAGCUUUUCCCAUUGAAAAUUCAAAACCUGUUUCCAUUUUAAUGUUCAUAAAAACCUGGGAUCAAGAAGCAGUUGGUUCCCCAUGAGAACUCCUACUUGGGGAUGAUGGUUCUUAGAGGAUAUUGGGAUGGGUGCCCUUUGUGGGGACUGGGAGAUAGUUAUCACCCAGCAUGGUGACAGGGCCAGUUGGUACCUUCAAGGCUCAGCAAACCUUAAUUGAAAACCUACAAUGUAAAAAUCAGGAAUGAGGUCAGAAGCUGAUUAAAGACCUGGAACUCUCCAUAACUCUGAGAGCCGUGCUUCAGAGUCCUGUGGUGACUGUGCCCACAAGCUCUUGAUGUGUGGACACUGAGUCUGCCUGCCAUCAAAAAGAGCUAGGGCCCUUGAGAGACCAGGGCCAAGGUUACACUUCUUCAUGUGGACUGCAAUCAAGAAAACAGGUAGAAGUCACAGAUGUAGGUUUUUUUUUUUAAUUCAAGAACCUGCAGUCACUUCAAUGUUAUUACUGCUUCACGCAGCUCGCAAGGGUAGUCUGACAGUCUUAGGGUGUGAAAGCUGGAAACACUGAUCUUUGGCUCAAGAGUGCCUCUUAGCUCCCCCGGCAAGUGCUUUAUAAACUGUUAGCCAGUGGUGCUUGGACAUCUUGGCAGGGCCUUUGCAGCGAUUUUUAGGGUUUUCUCUUGUUAACCUCACAGGCUACCAUGAUUUCUGCUUGCAGGCCAAGCAGUUAUCACGCUUCUUUCCAAAGUUAAAACAUUUGGGUUGCAAAUUCAGAUGACCUCUCUUCCAGGUACCAUGCAGGCUUAUUUUGGAAACUUUCCUCACCCAGCUGUCCCCAAGGACCUGGCUUGUCUCUUGACAGCCGCUCAGGUUGCCUUGCUAAGGAGGUACGCGUCCCCACAGAGUCCCCAGCUGGGUCUUCAGGUCUUGCCUCUUGCAUGAAAUAGCUGGUCUUAACCAUAUAGAGUAAUCUGCCCACCCAUGAACCAUGGCUUUAUUUCAGGAGCACACGGGGGUGGGAACCACACUUUUGCCUUUCCAUGCAGCCUUACCUAUUAAAGCCAUCAGAUGACAGUGUACCUGUAGUCACUCCUUGGAGCAGUUGGUGGAAGGAGUGGAUGGUACUUGGGGACAUGAACAUUCCCACGAACGUGGAGUCUUCUCUGAAGAUAGACGCUUGAGCCUUGUCCACAGGGAGACUUUCUUAUCUCCCUUGGCCUUGAGAUUUCUUUCUGGCUACCCUAAUCUUUGAACUCUAACCAAGUAAUGUUACCUAAAGGCCUGGAAAUGAUCGUUGCUCCAGAAUGUCAAGUAGUUUCAGGUGAUGGAGCAUCUUUCACCCUAUUUCCCCAAAUGUGCUCUUUCCCCAUUUUCUUUAUAAAUAUGUGUGUAAAUAUGAUUUCAUGUUUGCUGUGCUCACAUGUGAUCCAUUUUAUUGGUUGGCUGAGUUUGGCUCGUGACUGUGUGUUGUAUGUAAUGCAGCCAUGGGCUCUCAGAGGGAUUAUUUCCUUGUGGAAAUCCCUGCAGUGGCAGUGGGGUCAAGCAAAUAUUUUACGUACACGCAUAAUCACCCUGCUGUUUUAUAGUUGGAAAUGGUACCUUAGGGCGCUGAAGAUGACUCCGCUUGCAGCCUACAGAAGGCUGAAGACCAAAAACCAGCCUUAAGCCAACUGAGGGACCAGGCCCCUGAGGACCGAGCGAGGCUCAGAUGACUGAAGGAUGUCCUCUGAGAUCAAGGAAGGUGGCCUGUGAUGGCUGAAACUGGCUCCCUCUGGGGCCCCGCUUCUCCCUGCUCUGCAACACUCAUCCCAACUUGAAUCAAGAGUGGGCUCGUCAAUGAAAGGGCCUUGAGCUGACUUCAGAUCUUUUAGGUAGUGGCUUAACCAUCAUUGCUGAAACCAGACUCAAUGAUCCAGUGUCCACACUCUGUUGUGUAAACUUCCCUCUUUUCUCGUGUUUUUAUAAAGGGCUUCUGUCUGGGCUGGACCCAGUUCCCACAUAGAAGACGCCGCUGCAGACUUUGGGGCCUUUCCACCUUGUAUUCUGUAGUAAAGCAUUGCCCCCAACAUCACCCAAUUGUAUCUGUUAUUUUUGGUUUAACACACACUGAUUCGUACUAAUAAAUAUUUUGAAUUUUA
Sus scrofa (pig) is the source of this 4007-nucleotide messenger RNA. RefSeq names its product RAB31, member RAS oncogene family (gene RAB31). The record is from RefSeq and is a predicted model, not a curated record. Lineage: Eukaryota; Metazoa; Chordata; Mammalia; Artiodactyla; Suidae. Gene Ontology annotation, molecular function: GTP binding; GTPase activity.